Lytechinus pictus (painted urchin) is the source of this 2089-nucleotide messenger RNA. Its product is annotated as alanyl-tRNA editing protein Aarsd1-B-like. Gene Ontology annotation, molecular function: nucleic acid binding; Ser-tRNA(Ala) deacylase activity; ATP binding. The record is from RefSeq and is a predicted model, not a curated record. NCBI's taxonomy places the organism in Eukaryota, Metazoa, Echinodermata, Echinoidea, Temnopleuroida, Toxopneustidae. The transcript is spliced from 10 exons. The coding region runs from base 41 to 1057 and encodes 338 amino acids. Gene Ontology annotation, biological process: regulation of translational fidelity; alanyl-tRNA aminoacylation.
ACAUCUGUCUCUGCAGCGCAUCUGGCAAUGUACACUCACGAUGGCUUUUUUCUGUCAGCAGCACAGCUACGAAACAGAGCUCACUACUAAAGUAGUAUCAUGCAAGCAGGCACAGAUGAAAUUGGAGGUCAAUGGACGUAAGCAGAAUGUAAAGGGAUUUGAACUCAUUUUGGAAGACACUGUUCUUUUUCCAGAAGGAGGGGGCCAGCCUGAUGACAGAGGAACUAUAAAUGAUGCAGAAGUUCUAAGAAUAACGAGGAGGGGUGCAGAUGCCAUUCAUUUUGUGACAUCAUCUUUUGACCAGGGGUCAGAGGUUAAACAAACCGUUGAUUGGCAGAGGAGAUUCGAUCACAUGCAACAACACUCUGGCCAGCAUCUUGUCACUGCGAUCGCUGACAAUACAUAUGGGUGGAAAACAACGUCAUGGGAUCUUGGAAGAGAGAAGUCUUUCAUUGAAUUGGACACACCCAAGAUAUCCCAUGAGCAACUUACACAGCUUGAGAAAGAUGUCAACGAGGCAAUCAGAAAAUGUAUUCCAAUGACCCCGAGAUUAGUUGAAAUUGGUUCCAAAGAGUUGCAAGAGGUCCGUACCCGUGGAUUACCUGAUGACCAUGUAGGUCUAGUUAGGAUCGUGGAGAUUGAAGGCAUAGAGGCAAACAUGUGCUGUGGUACUCAUGUUUCUAAUCUUAGUCACCUACAGGCCAUCAAGCUCCUUGGUGCCGAGAAGGGAAAGAAAGGGAAGACAAAUCUGUACUUUUUAGCCGGUAAUAGAGUCCUCUCUUACCUUGGCAAAUGCUACAGCAACGAGAAGGCCCUCAACUUAUCUCUCAAAUGUGGCCCUGAGGAGCACAUCCAACAAGUUGAUAAAAUACAGAAGUCAUUGAAGGCAGCUAACAAGACGUCACUAACCCUACUGAGGGACCUUGCUGUGCUAGAAGCCAAGCAUUACAAACUCAAUCCUAACCGGGAUCCAUUAUUAUCCAUCCAUCGUAAAGAAGGUGAUGCAGAGUACAUGAUCAUUGUAGCCAACGAAGUAGGACCCGAGGUGAGUAGAUGAUCAUUUUUUUUAAUUUUUUUUUCCAAAUUUUAUUGAUUUUCAAGAUUUUUUUCGUAACAUUACAAAAACAACAAUCAUACAUGAAUUACAUAAUUGUAUAACAUUAAAAGAACAAUAAUUAAAUAGGAAUCACUGUAACAAUUACCACAAAAAACAAAACAACAAACAAACAGACCUGAUGUAAAAGCUAAACAAAAAUGAGUCCCUGGUGGUUUGGAUUGUUUUAUCAAAAUGUAAUUAUGGAUAAUUAAAAUAAAUUCUCAAUAGGGGACCAUUUUCUAUAGUGCAUGUUUUCUUUGUGCUUUUGUUAAGCAAUUACCAAUUUUAUAUGUCUGAUUUUGCAAAUGAAUGCUUCAAAACCUAUAAAACUUACUACUAAAUUCCUGCAUUUCUGAAUAUAAAUGUAUCUCUUCAAUAAGAUAAUUAAGUGAUUCAGUAAUAUUUUAUGUGGUCCCUUUCAAUCCUUUAUGAAGCCAAACAUCACUCUUUUCCUAGAUAGAUCCUCAUAUCUGACAGAUAGCUUCAGACCAAUUUUAUCAACAAAAGCACGUCUUAAAUCUUCAGCAACCUUACAUUCAUAAAAAAGAUGUAAAGGAGUUUCAACAGAGGUCUUGCACAAUGUGCAAAGUUCUGUCUCAACUUGCUUCAUUUUAAAUAGUCUCUCAUUGGUGUAGAGAAUAUUAUGCAAAAUUUUAAACUGGAAGACUCUCAUUUUAACUUCUAUUGUGCAUUUAAAUGGGAUUAAAUACAUUUGUGGCCAUUGUUCCUCCUCUAUCCCAUAUUUAGUGGAAAAUAGGGGCUCACAGACAGGUCUAUGUGUUAAUUUACUCACUAAAUCAACAUAAAUAUUUCUAGUUUUUAGUUUUUGAAUUUCUCCUGUCAAAAGGAUGGACUGAUCAUGUUCAUUAUCUAUUUUCUCCAAGAACAUUUGUAUCAAUAAUUGAUUAAAUGAACUUCCCCAUUUCUUCCUGACUAGUGAUACUAUUGCCAAAUAUAUCAUGUGAUAUUUAUGUGGUACUUCUCUUGCUUUCC